AUGUCCUGGAAAGACUCAAACUGCCAUAGGCGCAUUCUCCGUGAUGCCGAAGCCGGCCGCUACGGCGUUAUCGCCGCCAUCGCGUACAACAUCGAACAAGUUUUGGGCCUGGUUCGAGCUGCCGAGACUGCUCGCUCACCACUAAUUAUUCAAUUCUUCCCCUGGGCCAUCGAGGCCACCGAUGGCUUGCUGGUGCGUACCGCUGCGGACGCUGCCAAACGCGCGAGCGUUCCCAUCAGUAUUCACCUCGAUCAUGCCCAGUCGGAAGCUAUCAUCAAGCGAGCAGCGGAGCUGCCUUUCGAUAGUAUUAUGGUCGAUAUGUCGCACUACGAGAUGGAGGUUAACUUGAAGGUGACCCGUGAGCUGGUCAAAUAUUGCAACGAUCGCCAGAAAGCUACCGAGGCUGAGCCGGGUCGUAUUGAAGGAGGAGAGGACGGAGUCAUGGACACAGCGGGUUUAAAGGCAUGCAUGACGACCGCCGAGGAAGUGAACGACUUCGUCGACACAGGUGUGGAUGUGCUUGCCCCUGCCUUUGGCAAUGUCCACGGUGAAUAUGGUCCACGCGGCCCACAACUGGAUUUCGAGAGAUUUGAGAAGAUUCGCAUCCAAGCAAACGGCCGAGUUUAUUUGGCCCUGCACGGCACCAACGGGUUUGCACCAGAGCUGAUGAAGCGCUGCGUGGCCGCUGGUGUCACCAAGAUCAACGUGAACCGGCUGGUGCUGGAUGGCUACUACGACCACCUCCGAGCAAAUGUGGACAAGAUGCCGCACACCCAGCUUAUCGAGGAGGGUAUUCAGAAGGUGGCGGAUCUGACCAUUAAAUGGAUGGAGAUCUGCGGGUCCGCGGGCAAGGCAUGA
Messenger RNA from Penicillium lagena, 858 nucleotides. RefSeq names its product class II fructose-bisphosphate aldolase. Gene Ontology annotation, biological process: carbohydrate metabolic process. Gene Ontology annotation, molecular function: zinc ion binding; aldehyde-lyase activity. Bases 1 to 858 code for a protein of 285 amino acids. The transcript is spliced from 2 exons. Lineage: Eukaryota; Fungi; Ascomycota; Eurotiomycetes; Eurotiales; Aspergillaceae. The record is from RefSeq and is a predicted model, not a curated record.